AGACGGCGGCUCGGCGGGGUCAUCCAAGCGCAGGCGCAGUGCGGUGUUUGUCUGCCGGACUGACGGGCGGCCGGGCGGUGCGCGGCGGCGGCGGGGAAGAUGGCGGCGUCCUCCCUGGAGCAGAAGCUGUCCCGCCUGGAAGCAAAGCUGAAGCAGGAGAACCGCGAGGCCCGGCGGAGGAUCGACCUCAACCUGGAUAUCAGCCCCCAGCGGCCCAGGCCCAUUAUUGUGAUCACUCUAAGCCCUGCUCCUGCCCCGUCCCAACGAGCAGCCCUGCAGCUCCCGCUGGCCAAUGAUGGGGGCAGCCGCUCACCGUCCUCCGAGAGCUCCCCACAGCACCCCACACCCCCUGCCCGGCCCCGCCACAUGCUGGGGCUUCCGUCAACCUUGUUCACACCCCGCAGCAUGGAGAGCAUCGAGAUUGACCAGAAGCUACAGGAGAUCAUGAAGCAGACGGGCUACCUGACCAUCGGGGGCCAGCGGUACCAGGCAGAAAUCCACGAUCUGGAGAACCUGGGCGAGAUGGGCAGCGGCACUUGCGGCCAGGUGUGGAAGAUGCGCUUCAGGAAGACGGGCCAUGUCAUUGCCGUCAAGCAAAUGCGGCGCUCGGGGAACAAGGAGGAGAACAAGCGGAUCCUCAUGGACCUGGAUGUGGUCCUCAAGAGCCAUGACUGCCCCUACAUCGUGCAGUGUUUCGGGACCUUCAUCACUAAUACGGAUGUUUUCAUCGCCAUGGAGCUCAUGGGCACGUGCGCUGAGAAGCUCAAGAAGCGGGUGCAGGGCCCCAUUCCCGAGCGGAUCCUGGGCAAGAUGACGGUGGCGAUCGUGAAGGCGCUGUACUACCUGAAGGAGAAGCACGGCGUGAUCCACCGUGACGUCAAGCCCUCCAACAUCCUGCUGGACGAGCGGGGCCAGAUCAAGCUCUGCGACUUCGGCAUCAGCGGCCGUCUCGUCGAUUCCAAGGCCAAGACGCGCAGCGCGGGCUGUGCCGCCUACAUGGCACCUGAGCGCAUAGACCCUCCGGACCCCACCAAGCCAGACUACGACAUCCGGGCCGAUGUGUGGAGCCUUGGCAUCUCCUUGGUGGAGCUGGCGACGGGACAGUUUCCCUACAAGAACUGCAAGACAGACUUUGAGGUCCUCACCAAAGUCCUGCAGGAAGAGCCCCCGCUCUUGCCCGGUCACAUGGGCUUCUCGGGGGACUUUCAGUCCUUCGUCAAAGACUGCCUUACUAAGGAUCACAGGAAGAGACCAAAGUACAAUAAGCUACUUGAACACAGUUUCAUCAAGCGCUACGAGAUGCUGGAGGUAGACGUGGCAUCCUGGUUCAAGGAUGUCAUGGCGAAGACCGAGUCACCGAGGACUAGCGGAGUCCUGAGCCAGCACCACCUGCCCUUCUUCAGGUAGCCACGUGGUGGCGGCCAGCCCCACCGGGGGCCGGGGGCAUGGCCACAGGCCCCCCCUUCCCCACCUGGCCACCCAGCUGCCCGCCAGGGGAGACCUGGGAUCUGGAUGGCUGCUGAGGGCUGAGGACAGAAAGUAGGGGGUGCCGACCCACCCCCAACUCCCUGCCCACCAGCUGUGGACAGAUGGGCUCGCCAGGCCCCAGCCCUUCCCGUCCCGGGGUCAGCCGGCCGUGCGCGUCCCCCUGACAGACACUGUGAACGGAAGACAGCAGGCCACGAGCAGACUCGCUAUUUAUUCAGUCGUAACCUCUGGGCUGGGGCGGCCCCCAGGGCCCGGGAGAGAGCCGCCCGUCCUGCCCCUUCCCUCCCCACCCCACCCGCUGUGUGUUGUCCCCUCUGCCUCCCCUCUGCGAACACGUUCCUUGUGUCUAUCCCCUCUCUCUCAUCCCUUGUCUACCUCUCUGGCUUUCCCCACCUCCUUCCCUGCCUCUGCGUCUCUCCUGGCCCAGAUCUGGGCUCUGCCACCCCCAGGGGUGAGGGGGGGACCCCUGGGUCCACUUAGGUCUCCAGCAACGGCGAGUCGGUCGGCUGGUGUCUUCGCCCCAGGAAGGCGGGCUGGGCGUUAUGACUACAGCUGGACCUGGGCUGGUCUUUCUCUCUCUCUCUCUCUCUCUCUCUCUCUUUCUCUGUCUCUCUUUGAUCUCAGGGGGUCCUUUUUGGAGUUUAUUGUAUUUUAUUGUACUUGGUGGGGUGUUUGGGGGGUGGGGGGAGAAGAGCUUGUUCUCACGGGGUUUGUCGGUACCUUCAGAAACUUUUACCAAAGUCAUGUUUAGCUGCUUGCGGUGGAGCCCCUGACCGCCUGUGGGCACGGGCGUCUGGGGCUGGGGGCCAAGCCCCAAAGGUGGGCUCUGGGGGCGUUCCUCCUCCCUCGGGGCCAGCUCUCGGGGCUGGAGACUGGCUACAGCUUGGGGGGUGAGUUGAGGACCUCAGGGGGCAUGGAGGGAGCCCAAGGGGCCGCGGCCACACAGGGUGGCCUUCAGGGAAGGCGGGCACAGGGCACGCCGAGGGCAGCAGGCGCUGCCGCGGCAGGGAGGUGGUGGAAGGAGUCGGUGGCAGAAGCGGGGCCGUGGAGCCCCGGGGAGGCAGGGAUUGAGGGUGCAAGCGGUGAGCGUGGGGGUUCGAGGACGUGUGAUGGGACAGAGGUGGGGCUGGCUGAGGGCUGGGCGUGUGCAGGCAGUCACGCCCUCGUAGUGCCCCUGAGCGCCCCUCGACUCCCCCAGAGCUGGCCAGUCCGCCCGAGCCCUGUGCAGCAGCCGGAAUGGGAGGGGGUGUGUUUCCUUUUUGUUGGUGAUGCAUGCAAACCAAGUGGACGACAAAACAAAACAAAACAAAAUGAAAAAAAAACAAAAAACCCACCAACACCAAAGGUGAGGAACUUGGCCGGAUGUAGCUGAAGCAGUCUAGACCUAGGCAUCCCUGUAUUCUCUUGUUCCUGUCCAUACUCACGAAAUGCCGCAUGUUUAAAAGUACGCAAGUUCUCUGCUCUUUGCCCCCCCUCCCCGGGAGGGGAACGGCCACCUUCUCCCGCCCCGGUCUCCUUUGUGAGGGGAUGGGCGCAGGGUGGGGGGCCGACAGGCCUGGUCCCCCAUCCUCCCUCGCCUGGCCCGGCCAGGGGGGCCUUUGUGGGUAGCUGGAAGGUUCCAUGGCUGGUCCCAGGGCCAGCGCAGGCCCUAGGCCGGCCACCUGGAUUUACUUUUAUUUAACUAUUUUCUGUUUUGUGAGUGUGUCUGCCCACCCCUGCCCUCCUUCAGUGUUAAGUGGGAGUUCUGGGGGAACCUCUUCCCCUCUGCCUCUUUCCUGGCCUGCCCUCCGUCACCGGUCACCAGCCCUCCCUCUUGACCAGGCAGAGGGUGGAGCGGGCGGGCAGGGGCCUGGGGUGGCCCACAGCCCCCUUCUCUGGUCGCCAGUAUUCCCCUGUCCCUUUUUAAAAUGAAAUGCCCUCGUUUGUAAAUCCUUAGACGCUUGAGAAUAAAACCCCUCCCUUUUCUUCCA
Messenger RNA from Acinonyx jubatus (cheetah), 3458 nucleotides. It is a transcript of the gene MAP2K7, whose product is annotated as mitogen-activated protein kinase kinase 7. The transcript is spliced from 12 exons. Lineage: Eukaryota; Metazoa; Chordata; Mammalia; Carnivora; Felidae. Gene Ontology annotation, molecular function: ATP binding; protein kinase activity. Gene Ontology annotation, biological process: protein phosphorylation. The record is from RefSeq and is a predicted model, not a curated record. Bases 100 to 1407 code for a protein of 435 amino acids.